UUAACCCGACCAAGUUUGCAGCGGUCGCUCACACUCCGCAAAAAGCGGCGCUGGUGCAGCUAAACUUGUUCGUUUUGCGAGGGGACGGAGGCUGAGCGGCGUUGAAGAGGGAUGGAGGAAGAUGAAGAGUUCGAGGAGGGAGUGGUGGUGGGUCAAAUCCCCACGGUCUCGGUCCCGCGCCACAUCAAGAAGAGGUCUCUCAGGAACAAAGGCGUCACCGUCGGUUUCGACGACAAGGAGCUAAGGGACUUUGUUACUGGCUUCCACAAGCGAAAGAAGAAAAGGAGAAAAGAAGCUCAAAGACAACUGAAAGAAAAGGAGAGAUUGAAGCGUAUUGAGGCUCGUAAGAAGCGGAAACAAGAGAGAGAAUUGGCCCUGUAUGGCAGAGUUAUUUCUUCAGAAAAUCCAGCAGGUUCUGAUUCAGGAGCUGAUGAUGGCAAUGAUUGCGAAGAAGAUGAAACGGACAUUGCUGGAUCAGUUUCAGAAACAAAGACAUAUGAAGAUGGCACUACAACAAUUAGAGUGACCACUAGUGAACUUUCCUGCGAAGACAAUGAUCUGAUGCUGAUGCCUGUUAUUCCUCAGCCAGCCUGCAGAGUCAAAAAGAGUAAUAGCCUAUCUGUGAAGAAGCUGCCAUUGAAGAAAGUUCACAAGUAUAAUUCACACAAUAAGGGUAGGAAGAAGUCUUCAUUCCAGAAUAAAGAGAAAAAGAAGGGCAAAAACAGACGUUAAUUGAUGUGAUAAUGAUAGUUUUGUUUAAAAUUUUGUAACCCAGCAGCAGGAUUCAGCAUUACAUUUGCUUGUAUGCAGCGAUGGUGGUUGACUAGAUGUCUCUUGAGUGCAUCAAGCUGUACUUUUUUAUAUAAUAAAAAAAAAAACGAUCAAUUGCGACCCUAA
Molecule: messenger RNA, 897 nt
Organism: Elaeis guineensis (African oil palm)
Lineage: Eukaryota; Viridiplantae; Streptophyta; Magnoliopsida; Arecales; Arecaceae
Source: RefSeq, a predicted model, not a curated record